Molecule: messenger RNA, 909 nt
Organism: Plasmopara halstedii
Lineage: Eukaryota; Oomycota; Peronosporomycetes; Peronosporales; Peronosporaceae
Exons: 1
Coding region: 470-733 (87 amino acids)
Source: RefSeq, a predicted model, not a curated record
CAGCGUGGAAAUACAAAAUUAUAAAGUGCGUACGGCAUCCCAGGUCGCUUGUGGCGAGAAGGCUAGAAUGCCAGUAUUCCCACGCAUGUUCGCUGAAAACGGAUGUGUGACGCAGUUUUUAAUAUGAUUUAAAACGCAUCGUACCUGUCAUUUCUGAAUUCCUGGCUAUUUACAAAUAAUGCGAUCAAAUAAUAAGAUGAAAGUGAGUGCUAAAGACUUUUCAGAAUGCAAUUGGCACGCCAACGCAAUAAACUCAUACAGAGAGUGACGAUACAUAGUGGGGUUGAAUCUUCUUCGGUCACUGGCAAGCCAUUUUCGCUUUCUGUCAUCGUUGUAGAAAAUGGUUUUUUGAUAAGCGCUUCUGUUGCCCAAAAUGAGUUGAUGCAGCAGAAAUAUAGAUCGAAGAAUCUUGUGCACUAUAGUACAAGGCACGCUGGAUCGAUUGUAGAAUACCCGGGGCAGUGUGUAUAUGAGGCAAAUGAGUGGAACGGGCGAGACAUGCAAGACCCAGCGGCAUUUGAGAGGGACAGGGUCAUUAUCUACUGCAGCUUCUAUGACGAGCAAGAGACCACUUGUUGAUGCAUUAUUCAGGUCUAUGGAUGUAACAAAGCCAGCUACAACAAAUCUUGCUCUAAUAUUUGCCGGCGUGAUAGCACCUCCUUGUCGCUACCAAGGAAAUACAGAUGAUGACUACACAGAAGCUAGCGAAAUGGUACAUUCGAGAAGGGACUGAACAUUUACACGUUAUUUCGUAUAUUUUAUAUUCAAAAAAUCUGUAAAAGUGAGAAGGUCCCAGUCUGUACAUGGAAGGCAGCAACUCCUUCACGGCGUCUUCAACGCCAGUCUACGAGUCUUGUCUCUUCAUCAGUUACGUACCGAUUUUAGGAGAUCGCAUAGCCUCCACGAUUU